This is a messenger RNA of Fusarium verticillioides 7600, 2180 nucleotides long. RefSeq lists its product as hypothetical. The record is from RefSeq and is a predicted model, not a curated record. Lineage: Eukaryota; Fungi; Ascomycota; Sordariomycetes; Hypocreales; Nectriaceae. The transcript has 2 exons. Bases 1519 to 1833 code for a protein of 104 amino acids.
GAGCCGAUUAAGUGUUGGCGCGCGCCUUGUUCUCAAAGUAGACUCAAACAUCCUGACUCGUGCUAUUCUGUUGAGAAACAAAACUAGUUAAUCCGCAUGAAUUAUCAGAGACGCCGUCGCUACACCACGCAUCAUCGAUUCUCCGUGAAUAAGGCCGUCGAUCCAUCUGGGACUAGACUCAAUAUAGAGACAUACCAAAGGGGGCACUACCACAAUAUGAGACGUGCACACGGAGAAUAGCCAGGGUGUUGAAGAGAACCCUGGUUGUAGCAUCAGAUGCGGUCAACACGUCAAGAAUCAGCUAAGGAAGCUGUAUCAGGGGGAAGUCAGAGAUUGAUACGGAGCAUGUCAGCUUACAUUCCCUCGAGUUCAUGAGAUUCAGAAUGUUAGUGUGUUAGUGUUAGAUAUUGUCUCAUCCCACUCUAUCGAGGGAGCUUCUGACAUCACUGCCCACCUCCCAGCAUGAACGUGCGUUGCGGUCUGGCCGCAGGUCGCAGAGAAGACAGUGCGCCAUGUCUUGAAGCCUCGUGCUACUGCUAAGCUUGAGAAACAUUACACAGAGACACCAUAUGGCCUUUGCUUCAUUACUCCGGGGAGGCUGGCCAGCGUUCUUUACGUGACCAGACACAACGUCAGGCUGUGCAUUGCCCUGAUACACUUGUGCCGCCGGCAGUUCCUUGUCUCCUCCAUGAUCGAUAUAUCUAUUGGACUUCUCGCUCGCCCUGAUGCUUUACAUACUUGUCAUGCAGAAUUUACUAGUCAAGACACUAAAUAGGAACCAAGGCUUGUAAGGCUCCUGAUCUUGUUUGCUGUCAAUGCAAUUGAUUACUGGAUCGACGAUUGACGAUUCUCUGUUUUCAGCAUUGUGAUGUUAUGCCUUCGCCAAUGCAAGCCUGGGGUAGCCUUGUCAGUUAAGGAAGCACGUAUGGUAUGCGUCAACAACUAUUGAAAGCAAGCCUAAUGAGCGAAAUAUCGACAUCAAUUGAGCUGUACCCAGCACCAAUUACACAUUCCCAUCUAAAUUACAGCGACUUUAUCAGCCCAGCCAGGCAUUGCAUGUGGAAGCAACAUGCCUAGAAAUCAAUGGACAAUGAUGGAUGCUCUUCAUGCUGAUCACCCACAUCAGCAAGAUAUCCGCAAACAAACGACGAACCACGACGUUGAAUAGGAACUGGAAAACUGACGAACGAUUUGCCGCAUUAACUCAGGUUCGCAGGACAUAUCGUGCAUCUUCCGAGAGCAUCAUAAACCAGAGUCUGCUGAAUACCGGUUAUCUAUUGGCUGUGAUGGGCUGAAUGGAUAUGUUUCUGCACUGGUCCUGGACGUGUUCGCUGGCAAUCACGAGCACAACAGACAGCCAAGCGGAUGGGGUGGUUGAGGGGAUCGACGGCUUAACUAAACCAGCCAGCCCUUGUAAGACCCUGAGGUGGAGUCCGGGUCUUGGUCUUGAAGGGUUAGGUGUUUCGGCGAAGCUGGAGCUGGACUUACUAGACUUGUCCUCUUGUAAACAGUGAGGCCAUGUCCAUGGCAAGGGUUGUGAAGCAUUCAAUGACUUUCGGUCGGUUGGUGAGACGGUUGAAGAUGAUCCAUCUUGGAGUUUUACUCGUCCGAUGCCUUGUGGCAACUUUCUUUGUCUGUCAAGCCAUUGCGGAUUCUCUUCUUCAUUCUUUUGGUAAAGGCCGUCAAAAUCCCGAGACUCUUCACUCAGACAGUGUAAUGCGUGACAUGGCUCGGACCGUACAACUCAUACCUUGGUACCGGGGGUACAAAGCAAGUCAAACCAUCGCACGUGCAGGAUUAUGGUGCAGCAUUCCAAGCCUCGAGACAUUCUGAAAGGGCCAUGCCGCCAUGGUUGUGUUACCAUCAGCAUGUGGCUUACCGCCGUGUUGCCCAUCCUAUACAGGUUGAGAAUGACCUGCAGAGCUCGGCGAUGUCUUCAGAUUGAUUUCGCUUGAUCUCGGAGUGUGCGAGAGGCGAGUUCUGCUGUGUUGUCUACAUAGGCUAUAGCAGAACUGCAACUGCACCACAUAGUAAGUAGCAGACGGUGGAGUAUCGAGAUGCACGACGUGCAGGCAAACGGGAUAGGCAAUAAUAUGCAGAGGACAUGAAGUGAAGGGGAUUGGCCAGAUGAACAUUUCGUGAUAUGUGAAUCCUACUGGUGCUUAUCUCGUCAUUGCCAC